AGCGGAGGUUGUCGCUGCCCAUGGUGGCCCGCCGCGCGCGCAAGCGGUCCAAGUCGACCUCGGUUGACGCGCUGACGCCGUGCGCGUCGACGGUGCUUCCGCGCCGCGUCUCCCGCGCCCUCGUAAGUCUCCUUGGCGUCUGCGCAGUGCUCGGCGUCUACCUCGGGCUCACGGCCUCGUACAUCUCGGAGGAGAUGCGCAUGAACUCCGCGCUGGACGGCGUCAUGCUGGACCUGCAAAUGGACCGCAUCCGUGACGUCUGGACCGACGAGACGUUCGAGUGCCUCGGCUGGCGCGCGACGAGCGACUGCAAUCCCAGCGGCCGGCGCGAGCCGUCCAGUGACCGCAGCUGCAAUGCAGCCAUCGCGUCGACGAUGGCAGGCUACUGCGAAGUGCGCAAUCGGUCGAGCGGCGCCAUCUUCCACGUCAUGGCAACCACGUGCCGCAGCAUCGACGACGACGUCGUCUUCACAUGCAACAUGGCGCGGGACUUUACCGACUUUAGCCUCCUCGCCGCCGCGUACACAGAGCCGCCGCACAUUGCAUUCGACAUGCCAGCGUCGCCGCCGUCCAAUGGCAUCGUCAUGUCCGUCUACGAAGACGUUUUGCCGAGCGCCUAUGCUGUCGUGCGCACAUUGCGACUCCACGGCUGCAAGCUGCACGUCGAGCUCUGGUACCGGCGCGAGCAGAUCGACCCGCAGCACCCGCUGCUCCAAGAGCUUGUCGCGUCGCAUCAGUGCGCGCUGCGCGAGAUUUUCGAGCCGACGGCGACCCAUUUUCACACCAAGCCGUAUGCGAUCUACUACAGUGCGUUCGAGAACGUCCUCUUCCUCGACUCGGACAACAUCCCCGCCAAAGACCCGACGUACCUCUUCGAGUCGCGCGAGUUUGUCGAGCACGGGGCGGUGUUUUGGCCCGACUUUUGGCACCCGCGCAACACGCUCUUCAACAUGCAGCCGCAAAGUCUCUUGUGGCAAGCGCUCGACAUGCCGUACGUCGACAUGAUGGAGCAAGAGUCGGGGCAGCUCCUCAUCAACAAGAAAGCGUGCUUGCCUGCGCUGCGCAAACUCAUGUUUUACUCGGGCCAUGCGCCGCGGCUCCUCGAUGCGCUCGAGCUCGUCUGGGGCGAUAAAGACUUGUAUCGGCUCGCGUGGCUCAACACGUCGACGCCCUUUUUUCUGCAGCCGCGCCUCCCCGCGAUCGGCGGCCUCUACGACCCAACGUCCAAGUACUUUUGCGGUGUCGCGAUGCUGCAGUUUGACGCGGCCGGCGACGUUCUCUUUGUCCACCGGAAUACCGUCAAGCUCACGGGCCACGUGCGCGAGACGCCAGUGCUCACGCACGUGCAGACCUUUACGGGCGACGCGAUCGAAGAGUACAUCGUGUCGAUCCAGGGCAACCGCAUGGGCCAGUCGUCGUGCUUCUUCUUAACUGCCAAGAGCGUCGUGACGCCGGUGGAAGAGACGCCGUUCGCGACGCUCGAGGAGACGGCGAUCCAGUUUGCGAUCCAAGGCGCGGUUGCGUAUGCGCUCAGCGAGCCCGACGACCGGCAAGUGCUGCCCCAGAACGCGCUGCUACUCGUGCUACUUGUGCUCUUCGUCUUUGGCUUUGCCAACGUGGCCAUGCUGCGCGUGACGACGCGAAGGUCUUGGCUGCAGCAAUUCCGCGCCAAGCGGAAAAACUCCGUGCCCCUCGUCUAGUCGGUCAGCAAACCACAUAGUAGAAGUGCCCCAGUCGAACGUAGUACAAGUAGAGCACUAACACACACCAAACCCUUGGUCCACGCA
Molecule: messenger RNA, 1787 nt
Organism: Saprolegnia diclina VS20
Lineage: Eukaryota; Oomycota; Saprolegniomycetes; Saprolegniales; Saprolegniaceae
Exons: 1
Coding region: 21-1700 (559 amino acids)
Biological process (GO): mannan biosynthetic process
Cellular component (GO): Golgi apparatus
Molecular function (GO): alpha-1,2-mannosyltransferase activity
Source: RefSeq, a predicted model, not a curated record